CAACAGUUGUUCUGUAGGAUUCGUGUGAAAUAGAGUAAUUUUUUUCUAAUUAUUCCAGCACUUUGAAUUUAAUAAGCAUUUUUUAUAAAACUAUGCCUUGUUGGUAUUAUGAUAAAAAGGAUUUACGUGAUACACCUUCCAUCCUCGAUGGCAUAUCAUUUGAGACCGAACGUCGAUAUCGCAAAGAAGGUGCUCGCUUUAUUAUGAAUUGUGGCACACAAAUGGGACUGGGUCACAACACGAUGGCUACCGGCGUAGUAUACUUUCAUAGAUUUUAUAUGUUUCACUCUUUCAAAAGCUUUCCACGAUAUGUUACUGCAUGCUGUUGCCUUUUUCUGGCUGGCAAAGUUGAAGAGACCCCGAAGAAAUGUCGCGACAUUAUAAAAAUAGCAAGGACAUUAUUAUCGGACACUUAUUUUUAUUCCUUUGGCGAUGAUCCUAAAGAGGAGGUUAUGACAUUGGAGCGUAUUUUGUUGCAAACUAUUAAAUUUGACUUACAAGUGGAGCAUCCCUACACGUUUUUGCUUAAAUAUGCCAAGUGCUUCCGUGGUGAUCAAGUUAAAUUACAGAAAAUGGUACAAAUGGCGUGGAACUUUGUUAAUGACUCUUUAAGUACCGUUGUAUGCCUGCAAUGGGAGCCUGAAAUAAUAGCGGUUGCACUAAUACAUCUCGCUAGUAAGCUUAGUAAAUUCACUGUGGUCGAUUGGGUGGGACGUCAGCCCAGUCAUAAUCGAUGGUGGGACAUGUUCGUUUCGGAUGUUACAAUGGAAAUCCUUGAAGAUAUUUGCCAUCAAGUUUUGGAUCUCUAUCAACCUAAUCAAAAGGAACCAUCUGAGCAAAACAGUCCGCCUCAGAAACCUCCAAGCCGCGCUGAUAGCCCUACGCCUACAAAGCCGGUAAUAACAACAGUUAGCACUGGUUCACCUGCUGCAAAAGUAAAACCAGCGCCAGCUACUAUUACCACGACAACAGCACCAGCAUCAUCCGCUGUAGUACCACCGGCUGCAGAGCUUACUAACAUUCAGUCUAUCAAAUCACUCGCUAACUCUGGGCCAAUAGCGCCUACGGUUAGUGAGCCUGCCGCUAUACCAACGGUCGGAAUGGCUUCAACUUAUCACAACAUAUAUCCGCCUCCGGUCACAAAUCAUCCAAUACAUUCACUAUACAAUUCUGCAGCACCCGCCCCGCCGCAAGCACCUACGCAUAGUUAUGGCGCUCCAGGUGGUCCAUCUGGAGUCGUGCCUCCUCCCCUUCCGCCGGCAAUGGGGCCCUAUGGUAUGCCAACGGCUGCAGCUUGGGGAGGGCCAGCGUUGAAUUCAAAUUCUCAUUAUCCAUCAAAUGUGCCCGCCUCGAUGCCAGCAGGGCCCAGUGGUGGUGGCGGAGCACCUCAGCAUGGUUAUCAGGGAUCACAGUACUCCAGACGUAAUUACCUGUGAUGUAAAGUAUGCUAUCACUUGUCAAAAAACUAAACUAAUUAUGUUGUUUAUAUAGUCGCUUUUAAAAAAUUUAUGUUUUUAAUAAUUGUAUGCUUUGUAUACAUGCGAUUAAAAAUAAGUUAGAAUAAAACAAGUGUGUGUUAAUGGGACUUGGGUCUAUGCGCAGAAGAAUAA
Rhagoletis pomonella (apple maggot) is the source of this 1610-nucleotide messenger RNA. Its product is annotated as cyclin-K. Gene Ontology annotation, cellular component: cyclin/CDK positive transcription elongation factor complex; nucleus. Gene Ontology annotation, biological process: regulation of transcription by RNA polymerase II; positive regulation of DNA-templated transcription, elongation. The record is from RefSeq and is a predicted model, not a curated record. The coding region runs from base 93 to 1436 and encodes 447 amino acids. The transcript is spliced from 2 exons. Lineage: Eukaryota; Metazoa; Arthropoda; Insecta; Diptera; Tephritidae. Gene Ontology annotation, molecular function: cyclin-dependent protein serine/threonine kinase activator activity.